Schizophyllum commune H4-8 is the source of this 1384-nucleotide messenger RNA. RefSeq lists its product as uncharacterized. The transcript has 3 exons. The record is from RefSeq and is a predicted model, not a curated record. Lineage: Eukaryota; Fungi; Basidiomycota; Agaricomycetes; Agaricales; Schizophyllaceae. The coding region runs from base 331 to 1359 and encodes 342 amino acids.
CUAGCCCCAGACGCGCCACCCGUCGCGCACAAGCGGAAGCCUCUUCCACAGGAGGGUAACGAUGAAGGAAGAUCGCCCCGGAAGCGGCCCGCGCCGUGGAAGCCCCCAAUUGACAGUGGCUGGCCACGGAGAGGGCGCGGUGGUGAUGGUGGUUCGCCUGCAAGGCAUAGCGGUGACUUACAGAGCGGAGGACUCGUAACGGAAAGGGGCGGACGGCGAGGAGAUGGUUUGAUGGGUCGACACGGAGACGGUCGAACUGGCCGACACGGCGAUGGACGCAGCGAUGCCGCUGGUGGAUCACGCACGUCCAGCGUAGCUUGGGGAUAUGGCAUGAAUGUCGACCAGCCUGCGCCACCUACCCCUCAGCAACAGUCCCCUAGCACCGCGUCUAGUGGCAGCACCCAACCUCGGUUGCAUACUCCUUCCUUUGCGGCGCCGUACACGCCGAGCAGGAGCGCGUCUGCAAGCCACGCAUCGGUCGACGCAAGCAUCAACUCCAGCAAUGUGGGCAUGCUCGAUGUUACCGACGCCAUGAUCGCGCGUAUGUGCAGCCCUCCUGGUGCGCCGCCUGCCGACCAGACCUUCCUCGACCACCUUACUGACCUCCUCACCCGUGCCGUACGCUUGUCCGACCGGAUACAUCGUCUGGAGGACGAACUCUCACUCCGGAAUCAGCUGCAGUUGCGGAUCUCCGCCGAUGCUAGAGCGGAAGACGGGGAAGAGGGAGAGAUAGAGACGAGUCCGACGCCACCAUCCAUGCAGCAAUCGCAUACCGAGCAGGUGCUUCAGCAGCUCAAGGAACGGUACACCGUGGUUCUUGAACAGCUGGCUUCCUACCCUGUCACCCUUGCGUGUGCGGACGUCGACGCGGUAGCGAGAGAGGGUUUCAAGCAGUAUGCAGAAGGGCUGCUUGCGACGGCAAAGGAUGUGUUUGAGCGAUACCAGCAGUACCUUCGACAACAGGAAGCCCAAGAGGCACGACAGGAAGCGCGACGCAUACGACAAGAGAUAGACCGCGAGGUGCAGGCUACCCAACACGAGUUCGAUUCGGCUAUGCGCGCGUUGCUAGAGGACGACAAGCACACUGCACCUCUGACGAGUGCUCUUGACGCCCUCGACAUGAGGCAGCGAAGCAUACGCCGCCGACUGCCAAUCCAGCGAAGCCGUCAGGUGGACGAUGUGUUAGCGAUAUGCGUCGACCGCGCGUUGAAAACUUCGGGCGUCCCGCAACGUGUGGAUGGGUGGGCUACGAAGACCAGGGCUGAGCUUUGCGAGACAAGGAAAUCUGUCGAAGAUCAGCUCAACCUGCGCCUGCGUGUUAUCCUCGACCAGGCGGUUUUUGGUAAAGCGGAUAGAUAAAAUACAUACUACAUCUAUGAUCUAA